Molecule: messenger RNA, 3265 nt
Organism: Leptonychotes weddellii (Weddell seal)
Lineage: Eukaryota; Metazoa; Chordata; Mammalia; Carnivora; Phocidae
Source: RefSeq, a predicted model, not a curated record
AAAAAAAAAGAAUCUAUUUUGUCUUUUUGUCUUUGACAGCAAAAACUAUUUAAUGUCCCUUAUACCCCUUUUUGCUUUGACUGCCAGGAAACUCAGGGACAAAGUCACAGUCUGCUAAAAUCUGUUUAGGCCUUUUGGCCUGCAUAUUUGCUUUGUCUUCUCUAUCCUUCCACCCCAUUUCGACUUUCUAACUUAAUGGUUUUUUAAACUAAUUUUUCCCCCUCGUCUCAUAUGAAAAUUUUCUUGUAUUUAGUGUUGCUAUUUAAGAUGCCUUAAACCUAUUGUGGGCUGGAAUUGUACAUAAAUAAAUAAAAUAGCUUCAGUGUUCCUUUCUUAAAUAUAGCUCAAUAAAUAUAUAAAUACACUUGUACACAAAUACAUAGUAACAGCGACUUACAGUGGGGUUCUGUUUCCAAUUAUUUUUUUUGCUAAGAUUAACUUUUAACCUUAAAUGUUCUCUAAUAGAAAUAGACAAGGUACUGUCUCAGAACACAAGAGUUUAUUUAACAUAAAAUACAGCCAUGAAAUUUUAUUUACUUAUUUAUUUGUUGCUAUGAAACUUUAGAAUAGAAUAGACAGCACCUGCCAUUUGCACCUUAAAUUUUGAACAAGAAUAGGUUGAGUUUCAAUGGAAGCAAUUAAGAAUACAUUUAUGGCAUUCCCUCCCAUUGCUCUCACCCCAGUCCAGCCCUGGGACCAAGAACUUUCCCUAGAUUUUCUGUCCUCCUUCCUUCCUUCCACCUCCUUCCUUCCUUCCACGGAUACCAUCAGGAACUCCUGUGAUGAUUGCUGACCUGAAGCAGUGUAUUGAGAGUAAGGGGCCCCUAGCACUUCCACGGGCUCAGGGUCUGAAGCCGUGAUCAAAACUUGACAAGGCAAGGGGGCAGGUCCAAUGAGCAUUCCUGAUGAAGUUGUGAAAAGGACCCGGGACUCUGGGAGGAUGGGUGCAGAGAUAUCUGCUUAUGAGGGGUUUUAGAAUAGGAGACAACUGGGAAAAAAGAGGUGGAGUAGUUCUGAUACCCUGCAGAAGGUCUCUUGUCAAGACCCGUAUUUGUUCAAACCUACCUGGUUGGUGUCACUUCAAGUGGGAGUUAACCCUGUGACACCAGUUUUUCUGGUCCAUUUAGCUGCUUAGCCAUUGGGCUUUUUCUUCUUCCUCCCACCAAGCUUAUAUGCCAUUUAUUUAUUAACUCUCUCCUUGUGAUUUUCUUCUUACCAUAUUUGACAGUCUCAUAAAUUCUGAUAAAGCCUGCGGGAUUUUUGGGAGAUGAUUUGUUUCUGGUUUCACUUCCUUUAAAAUGUAGGUUAUCUUCUUUGUCUGUCUUGGUUUUUCGAUCAGUUGCUUUGUCUACCUUCUAUAGACUUAACAGUGUAAAUUUAAUCUUCUAGGUUAGAGAGAGCAGCAAGCAAGGAAGAGCCUCUACCUUGAAUUUGAGACAUAAGUUACUUUGAUAAGAGGAUUUUAAAAAUUCCCUUUUAACCACAGAACUCCGUUGGAAAGAACUUUGAAAGAAAUGAAGAAAACCAUCACAAAUCAAGACAGCAGCCUCAUGGCCUUUUAUUGACUAGAGUGGAGUUUUAUUACUGCAGUGUUUUGGAAGGACACUGUGCAGGAUGUCUACUGAGGUCAUUCAUCAGGUUGAAGAGGCACUUGAUGAAGACGAGAAGAAAAUGCUUCUUUUUUUGUGCCGGGAUGUGGCUGCAGAUGUUGCUCCGCUUAAUGUCAGGGACCUUCUGGAUAUUUUAAGUGAAAGAGGAAUGCUGUCUGCCAUGGGCUUGGCCGAGCUGCUCUACAGAGUGAGGCGGUUUGACUUGCUCAAGCGGAUCUUCAAGAUGGACAGAAAGGCAGUGGAGGCCCACUUGCUCAGGCACCCUCGCCUUAUUUCGGACUAUAGGGUGCUGAUGACAGAGAUUGGUGGUAAUUUGGAAAAAUCUGAUCUGUCCUCAUUAUUUUUCCUCAUGAGGGAUUAUACUGGCCGAGAAAAGGGAGCCAAGGAUAAGGUGAGUUUUCUUUUUCUUGGUUCAUGUUCCCAAGAGCCUAUCAGAAGGUGGGGGGUGAUCUCUAGGGUGUGAAGAGAGGGAUGUGGGUCCUUGAAGAGGGAGGCCCAAGCUGGGGGUGAAGGUAGGAAGCGAGAAGAGAAAGGUCUGUUUCUUAAUAACAUUAAUAAGAAGAGAAUUGGUUUCUCAAUUGACAGGAAAUAGGGUGGCCUUGGGUGUUUCUCUCAUCCUUGUAUUUUAUUCUUAUUUCUGUAAAAGUCAGAGGCCUGAUUUAGGUAUCAGUUUCUCUCCCCCGUUUGACAGACCAUCUGGGAGGGUUUGGAAGUCCCAUCUGCUCACACUGAGGGCAAACAGGUGGGAAGUACGGGUCCACUCCCGACGGCAUCUAUUUUCCCCCAGCUAGCUCAAGGCCAGUGUGAAGUCAUUAGGCUCCGUGUGGAGAUGAGGUGGGGGAAGGUACUUGUGACUCAUGUAUCCAGGGAAUGGCAAAAACAGAGAUUCAGGGUUGGAAGCUAGGUAGCAGUCAAGAUCUCAGGGAUGUUGUAAUUGCUGGCAAAGUAUUUAAAUUCCUCCUGGCCCCAUGUGAUACUCCUGGCCUAAGGACAGGCCAAGAAAGUCUCAGGUCUCUAGAUUAUGAAAAUAUGUUCUUAAAGGACCUGCCUUUGAGGACUCUGGUAAGGUGUGGCUUGAGAAUUUCCUCUUGUUCUUUAAUCAUUGGAGUUUGGUUCCUGAAAUCUAGGCAGAUAGGGUGACUGGAUGCACCCCCAACCAUCAAAUGCAUCAAAUGGGAAGGAAAAUGAAAAAAUAGAACUUCUAUUUGGUGUCCCCAAAUCAACUUAUCUGCCAGUCGUUUAUAUCAAUUUCUUGAUGAUGAUUAUUAAAAAAAAAAAAUCAAAAAUAGAGCCUCAGUAAUCAAAUGUUAAACUGAAGGGAAGUAAAACCCAAAGCAAAGCCUAUUUCUGAAAUGUAGUUCUUUCCUAAUCUCUUUGGUCUAGGGCAAGUGAGUAGCAAUAUACCCUAACUUUUAAAUUUUGCCCCCUCAGACCUCCUGAGUCAGAAUGAGUUGGAAUGUCCCGCGUUGACUAAAAUAUUUUAGGAACUUCAGAAUUACAUCAUUGGGAUUUUUCUAAUAGAAACUUGCCCCCAGCUAUCUUCUCUCUUCCUUUUUUAGGAAAGCCUUUAGACCUUUUCAGUAUAAUUUCAGCCGGGCCUUUUGGAAGAAUGGUACUUUUUUUUUUUUUUAUGUUAUGUUAGUCAUCAUACAUUA